This is a messenger RNA of Poecilia latipinna (sailfin molly), 2564 nucleotides long. Its product is annotated as cytochrome P450 2J2-like. Gene Ontology annotation, cellular component: cytoplasm; intracellular membrane-bounded organelle. The record is from RefSeq and is a predicted model, not a curated record. The coding region runs from base 194 to 1675 and encodes 493 amino acids. NCBI's taxonomy places the organism in Eukaryota, Metazoa, Chordata, Actinopteri, Cyprinodontiformes, Poeciliidae. The transcript has 9 exons. Gene Ontology annotation, biological process: xenobiotic metabolic process. Gene Ontology annotation, molecular function: heme binding; oxidoreductase activity, acting on paired donors, with incorporation or reduction of molecular oxygen, reduced flavin or flavoprotein as one donor, and incorporation of one atom of oxygen; iron ion binding.
CUCUGGGCGUGUUUAUUCCUGUUAACGGGUCCAGAGAGGCCACCAGUAUUACAUAACUCUACUGGAGCCAGGUUUUUUUUUUUCUUUUUCUUCGACAUCUGCCUUCCUGUCUUAGCACACUCUGCACAGAACAAACUGCAAGAACAAGCUCAAUUUUCAUCUUAGCCGGGCCAUUCUUACAAUUUUCUUCACCAUGAUUUUCCAAGCUCUUUUUGAUUGCAUGGACUUUACCGGCUGGCUUCUGCUAGGGUUUGUAUUCCUGCUGAUAUUUGAUGUUGUGAAAAACUGGAGGCCUCCCAACUUUCCACCGGGACCCUGGGCUGCACCUUUUGUAGGAAACAUCUUAACGCCGUUGGACUUCAAAACAAUGGAGAAGCUUUCAAAGGAGUACGGUCCUGUGUUCAGCGUGAGAAAAGGCAGUGCGAGGCUGGUGUUUGUCUCUGGACUCAAGAUGGUCAAAGAGGCUCUUGUCAGCCAGCUGGACAGCUUCGUCGAUCGGCCAAUUGUUCCCCUUUUUCACGUUACCUUCAAGGGCCUUGGUAUAGCUCUGAGUAACGGGUACUUGUGGAAGAAACAGAGGAAGUUCGCCAACGCUCACCUUCGCUACUUUGGAGAGGGACAGAAAUCUUUAGAAAAAUACAUAGAAGUGGAGUCCAGCUUUCUUUGCGAAGCCUUCAACGAUGAGCAAGGAAAGCCAUUUAACCCCCACUACAUCCUAACAAACGCAGUGAGUAACAUAAUCUCAUCUGUGGUCUUUGGACAUCGAUUUGAGUACUCGGACCCAAGCUUUCGGGAAGUCCUGGAGCUGGACAACGAAGCCGUUAUUCUUUCUGGUUCCCUGCGGACUCAGUUGUUUGACGCCUUCCCUGGACUGAUGCAGCACCUGCCAGGGCCUCACCAGACCGUGCAUACCAACUACAGGAAGAUCCUGGUCUUUUUGAAAAAAGAGAUAGAGAAGCACAGAGAGGAGUGGAAUCCAGAUGAUCCUCGGGAUUAUGUCGACGUCUACCUGUCAGAGAUGGAGAAGAAAAAAGAGGAUCCCCAGGCUGGCUUCAACACUGAAACGCUGCUGGUUAGCACUCUUGACCUCAUCGAGGCUGGAACAGAAACCACUGCCACCACAUUGCGCUGGGCCCUUCUGUUCAUGUUGCACUACCCAGAGAUACAGGAGAAGGUCCAAGCAGAGAUAGACAGAGUGAUCGGGCAGUCUCGUCAGCCCACCGUGGCCGACAGGCCGAACUUGCCCUACACCGACGCCGUCAUCCACGAGGUCCAGCGGAUGGGAAACAUCGUUCCCAUGGGAUUUCCUAAAAUGGCGAGUAAAGACACAACACUGGGAGGAUACUUCAUUCCUAAGGGAACAUAUAUGACGACAAUCCUGGCAUCUGUGCUGUUUGAUAAGAACGAGUGGGCGACUCCAGAUGUCUUCAAUCCCGAGCACUUCUUGGAUUCAGAGGGAAAGUUUGUCAAGAGAGAUGCUUUCUUGCCAUUUUCAGCAGGUAAACGCAUGUGUUUGGGGGAACACCUGGCCAAAAUGGAGCUCUUCGUCUUCUUCUCAGUUUUGCUGCAGCGCUUCACCUUUUCCCCGGUUCCAGGAGAAAUGCCUAAGCUGGAGGGCGUGAUGGGCUUCACUUAUUCCCCCGAGGAGUUCAGAUUCCUGGCUGUGCCACGCUAACAUGGGUUUCGCAUACUUCUCAUUGGGACAACAGCGCUGUAUUAAAAAUGUUUUCAUUGGUCUGAUGAUGUAUUCUAAUCAUAAUUGUCUGAUGAUGUAUUCUAAUCAUAAUUGUCUGAUGAUGUAUUCUAAUCAUAAUUGUCUGAUGAUUAAUAUGAUAAUCAUCAGAUAAAUGUUUUUUUAUUGGCUGUAAGCCAAUAAAAAAAACUGAAAUUACUGAAAAACUGAAAUUACUGAAAUUAUAAGGUUUUCCUUAUAAUUUCAGUCAAAUUCAGUCAAAUUACUGAAUUUGACUAAAUAUGAUAACAUUUGGUAGUUUAAAGUGUUAAUAGAAAAACCACAAAAAUACGUGGAUCAAAACUCUACUUUGCUAUUUUAACCUUAGUAACAUGUGAUUUCUUUAUCUGUGUGGAGCCAGAGAGUUUUACGAUGCAUCGCCCUGAUACAUCACCAAUCUGUGUUAGUCUGUGAUAAAUAUAUUCUUGUAAAUGAAACACAUGUCUUAGUCAUGCUGCACAAGCAGAUCUGUGAAGUUGGUUCUGUAUCUUUAAAUGUCUCAGAUUUGCUGCCGCAUGAGAGCAAUGUUCAGCUGUCUGCAAAGCAAUUUAAUCACGAUACGCGUUUUGUGUUCUGGAGCAACGUAAGCACAAUCUGUUGAUCACUCUAAUAGUAAUUUGGUGAAUGUAAAAAAAUAAAAAGUAAACUAUUGAGAGAGAGGAUGGUUGAAGUAUUUAGAUUGUAAUUUGUGUGCGAUGUUUUAUGUUCAUCUCAUUUCAAGACGAUUUCAUAACAGCUUAACAUCGAACCAAAGAGAGAAGGGAAAAUGUUGCAUCAUGGCAAAAGAUAAACUUUUCAUUCUUGGAAUGUAAUAAAGUGUUUAUAAUAUGAA